UCCUCAUCAGCAGUUUGAUUGAGGGCGGUGGGGGCAGGGAUCAAACGAGCCGCGUCUCCAAGUGUGUGUGUGUAUGUGUAUGUGUGUGUGUGUGUGACUGCUGCGUUGAGGCAACCCGCACAGAGCAGAGGGAAAACUAGCUUAGCUGAAACCAAAAAAAAACAAAAGAGCUAAACAUGGCUGGUGGGAGCUCCCUGGAAGCUGUGAAGAAGAAAAUCAAGUCGUUGCAGGAGCAGGCCGAUGCGGCGGAGGACCGGGCGGCGUCAGUACAGCGGGAACUGAACCAGGAGAGGAGCGCGAGGGAAGCUGCUGAGGGCGAUGUAGCUUCCCUGAACAGACGUAUCCAGCUGGUUGAGGAGGAGUUGGACCGUGCUCAGGAGCGUCUGGCCACAGCUCUUACCAAGCUGGAGGAGGCUGAAAAGGCUGCUGAUGAGAGCGAGAGAGGCAUGAAGGUUAUUGAGAACAGAGCGAUGAAAGACGAGGAAAAGAUGGAGCUGCAGGAGAUCCAGUUGAAGGAGGCCAAACACAUUGCAGAGGAGGCUGACCGCAAAUACGAGGAGGUGGCCCGUAAACUGGUCAUCAUUGAGAGCGACUUGGAACGUACAGAGGAGCGCGCUGAGCUCUCUGAGAGCAAAUGCUCUGAGCUGGACGAGGAGCUGAAAACGGUGCAGAACAACCUGAAGUCUCUGGAGGCUCAGGCAGAGAAGUACUCACAAAAGGAGGACAAGUACGAGGAGGAGAUCAAGGUUCUCACAGACAAGUUGAAGGAGGCUGAGACUCGUGCUGAGUUCGCGGAGAGAUCAGUCGCCAAGCUGGAGAAGACCAUCGAUGACCUUGAGGACCAUCUAUACAAGCAGCUUGAGAAAAACCGACUUCUCACCAAUGAACUGAGAGUUGCCCUAAAUGAGGCUUAAACUGGGAGGGCUUCUCGUACGCUUUCUUCCUUCUCAAACUCCAACAGUCAGGCAGGUUGUCUAAUGCUGUGCUAUAUAAGAGUGUAGACAAUUAUGUCUUUGACACAAAGGUUCAACCAAGAAAUGCUUCCAGUAAGCAGGAGUACUUGAGUAAGGUUUUCACAUUAUGCAUGAUCACAGUCUGAGGUAGGAGGUCACACAACCUUAUGUUCACAAACGUUGCUAAAUGAACGUGAUAUAUUUCCUCGGUUAUCCACGGGGCUGUAGCACACGAGAUCAGGAGAAGUCUGCUUGGUGUUGUUGCUAAAGCGAUAGAGGUUGGUACUGGUGCUAGUGCCCCCCCUCCCCCCCUCUGUAAAGAUAAAAGGUUAAACAGAAAUAAUUAAGUUUUGACUUAAAUGCACACGAAGCAACGAUUUCAGCUUUUAGCACGGAUAAGCGAUUGAACUUGUUUUUUUAUUUAUUUUGAUGCUUGAGUUUUGAGUCUAGUCCUGUUCCAGGGCUAAUGAGCACGAGUACAUUCAACAGACUAGAGACCACGAUCUCUGAGUUUAAAAGAGUAUGAACACUUCCUUCCUCUAUUCACUUUAAUCUGAAAAGUGUUACUGGAAGAGGGAGUGUGCUUUGUUGUGUAGCAGCAGGGAUGCAGUACUGAUCAUUGGUACAUAGGAAGAGAACUGGCAACAUAUCUAUAUAGCCCGAGUAGCAGUUAGAAAUAUAUCUCUAUAGUCAUUUAUGAUGGGAAAGAAUGUCUAACAGGCCUAUUAAACAACAGAACUGCCCAUGUGAACCACUGCAAUGCUACAUUUUAUGGAAAACUGUCAGUCGGUACAGCAUUUGUGAAAAAUUAAAUAGAGCUUUUGUGUUAAAUUCAAACAAAGGGUCGAUUUUAAAAGGGCAUGUAUGUGUUACUAAUAACAAAAAUAAUUGCCGUCUUAAGGUUUGAUUAUUAUUUUAUUUUUUUGUAUGUCCAGAAAUCUCUUGGAGAGGUUGCUCAGACUUGAUACUGUAUGAUGACAUGAGCUUAAUUUCAAUCUAUUGAUGAACCACAGAGGGGAAAACAGCCACUAUACUGUCUUAAACCCAGCUCCUGCAGCCGUGACCACAGCCCUGUUGAUAGCUUGGGUGUUAUUUCCAGAGAAUACACAAAGAGUUUUGAAGUUGAGGAAAUGUAUUUGGUUAAUGAAUGCUUGUUUCUUUUUUCGAUAGAAGAUGUAAGGGGUCAAAUGUCUCUGACUCAGAAGGUGGAUAACAAUAUGUAGCACAUGUCUGACGCUGUUUGUUAUCUCAAGCCACGGCUUUGUCUGUUUCUAUUUAUGUUUGUGUUUUACAUUUUUAACCAAUGCAAUGCUAUAUUAACAGAUAAACUCACACGCACUAAAGAAGAGGGCCUGAGCGUAAAGCAGAUGGAUCGGACUCUAAUGGAGAUAGUUAACCUUUGACCCGCUCUGUCCCCCCUCCCCACAUUGCACCCUACUCAGCUCUGAAUAUGGCUGACUUUCUCAUAAGGCUGCUAAAGUGAUGUUAGGACAUACCUUUAGGUGUGUCGUCUGAUCUUGUCAUCCUGAAGAAACAAGCUGAUACAAACUGCUUCAGUGAGCUGAGGUUACACCACAGUCUGUCACACACUGUUAUUAAAGAUGUACAAAACAUUUAACUGACAAUAAGUUUACAUUUACAUCAAUUUGCACAUUUUUUGGGGGUGCACAUAAUCAGCGUGAACAAAGCCAUUUGCAAAGCCAAUGUUAUAUAAAAGGGACUUUUAUUACGUGCUUUUGUAAAGUUGCUUGUCUGUCUUUGUUCUUUCUGCAUUGUAAGCAUUUAUUCUUGGUCUGUGAUGUAAACUGUCAGCUAAACAAGGAGGGACUUGUUCAUGCAUUUGCUUUAACGUGCGGUUUUGUUCAGCCAAGUGAAAAAUGUUUGUGCACUGUACUAACUUCUCUGAUCAUCAUGGGGAACUGAUUUCUUGUCUGUUUUUUUGUGUUUCUUAUUUUAUAUUGGAAAUGUAAAGAUAAUGAAUAAAUGGUUGGAUCAAGUAUCA
Labrus bergylta (ballan wrasse) is the source of this 2955-nucleotide messenger RNA. RefSeq names its product alpha-tropomyosin (gene tpma). The record is from RefSeq and is a predicted model, not a curated record. Gene Ontology annotation, cellular component: actin filament. Gene Ontology annotation, biological process: actin filament organization; muscle contraction. Gene Ontology annotation, molecular function: actin filament binding. NCBI's taxonomy places the organism in Eukaryota, Metazoa, Chordata, Actinopteri, Labriformes, Labridae.